AUGUCUUUUUCAUGGCUGACUUGUUCACUUCUUCUGGGAACUUUGUGCGCAGGGUACAGUCUGGGCGAGGCAGAGACCCGGGAGUGUGUCUACUACAAUGACAACUGGCGCACAGAGAAGACCAACCAAAGUGGUUUUGAGCGCUGCGAGGCUGAUAAGGACAAGCGGCAGCACUGUUAUGCCUCCUGGCUAAACUCCUCAGGGACCAUCAAGUUGGUAAAAAAAGGCUGUUGGCUGGACGACUUCAACUGCUACGACAGGCAAGAGUGUGUGUCUAUGGAGGAAAACCCUCAGGUCUUCUUCUGCUGCUGUGAGGGCAACUACUGCAAUGAGCGAUUUACUCACCUUCCAGACAUCAUUGAUGGCGGCAACCGAGUAAAAAUCCGUCCUCCUCCCCGAGUGCCCUCUCUGCUCAACGUGCUGGUGUACUCCCUGCUGCCUCUGUGUGUCCUGUCCCUGGCCCUGGUUCUGGCCUUGUGGAUGUACCGCCACCGCAAACCUCCGUAUGGUCAUGUGGAUCUCAGUGAGGAUCCUGGCCCCACACCUCCAUCGCCCUUGGUUGGCCUGAAACCUCUGCAGCUGCUAGAAAUUAAAGCUAGGGGGCGCUUUGGUUGUGUUUGGAAGGCCCAGUUGAUGAGUGAAUAUGUGGCGGUGAAGAUCUUCCCUGUUCAGGAUAAGGACUCGUGGCAGAACGAGCGAGACAUUUUCAUGACCCCGGGAAUGCGUCACGAAAACCUACUGCGUUACAUUGCGGCAGAAAAGCACGGAAGCAACCUGGAGACGGAGCUGUGGCUCAUCACAGAGUUCCACGAGCGGGGCUCGCUGACGGAUCACCUGAAGGGCAACACUGUGACCUGGAACGAACUGUGCCACAUAGCAGAGAGCAUGUCCCGCGGCCUGGCCUACCUCCACGAGGACGUUCCCAGCUACAAGGGGGAAGGGCCUAAACCCACGAUUGCUCACAGGGACUUCAAGAGCAAGAAUGUGAUGCUUUGCAAUGAUUUGACUGCGAUCAUCGGAGACUUUGGGCUGGCCGUGCGAUUUGAACCAGGCAAACCUCCUGGAGACACUCACGGCCAGGUGGGUACGAGGCGUUACAUGGCUCCAGAGGUGUUGGAGGGGGCAAUCAACUUUCAGCGAGACUCCUUCUUGAGAAUAGACAUGUACGCCAUGGGUCUGGUGCUUUGGGAGCUGCUGUCACGUUGCACAGAGGUUGAUGGUACAGUUGGUGAGUACAUGCUGCCGUUUGAGGAGGAAAUUGGCCAACAUCCCUCCCUGGAGGACCUGCAGGAUGUGGUUGUGCACAAAAAGAUGCGUCCAGUCCUCAAAGAGUGCUGGCUCAAACAUCCUGGUUUGAACCAAAUGUGUGAAACCAUUGAGGAAUGCUGGGACCACGAUGCGGAGGCACGGUUGUCUGCCGGCUGCGUUGAGGAGCGCAUCAGCCAAAUUGCCAGGAUUAUAAGCAGCACUACCUCAGACGGCCCCGUCUGCAUCGUGACGUCUCUCACCAACGAGGACCUACCUCCUAAAGACUCCAGCACCUAAUGGGGUGACGCCACCUUUCACUAUUCAAGGACGAACUCAGCGGAUCUCCGUGAAUAUUUAAAAGAAAAACUCUAAACAGAAACAACAGCGACUUGAAUGCAGCUGCUAUUUUAUCCCAAUACUGGUAUUUUGUUUUUCUCUCUUCUUUUUGUCUCAAAUGUUUCAGUGUUUUAAAGUCCAAUCCUACUAACACACAUCCAUCUGCUGUAGUUUUGAAGUAGUAAUAAGCUAUGCGAUGGGCACAUCCAAUAACAUCCAUGUGUCAAAUCUUAAAUGUCAUCAUUACCUCAUGUAUUGCUUUUGUGUUAGACUUCUUUUAUUACCUCAUGAGUUCUUGCUUAUUUUAUUUUAUUAUUUUUUUCCUCUCUUAGUCGUGAUUGGCUGUGGCCAAAUUUAAUGAACUUUUUUCUCCAAACCUUGGACAACGUGCUGCACACCUCGGAGGAACCCUUUUGAGACUGUUAGACAAAUAUAUCGCUCUUCCUCAGGGGUCCACGCUUCUCGAUGUAUAAACAUAGGAGUGCUCUCUCUCACUCUGUACAUGCUAACGCCGCAGAUUGACAAGCAAGAACAAAAGAGCGGGAGCACAGUUUGUUUCACUUUCGUGGAGAGGAGAGGAAAAACACUCAGGUCCAAUAUGAGUUGGACGCCUACAUUGGACAUGUUGGACUUUUUGGGACAGCAUUCUCGUCCCCGGGGAACUACCUCUCAGGUAUCCAGGAGAUUUCUUUGGAUCAUGUUCUCAAAUUGAAGAACCAAGCUAUCCAGCUAGCAACCAUGGAUGUAUUCCUGGAUUCAUUUGUUUUUAAUUGAAGAAAUUCAGAGUUGCUCCUUUGCCAGUGCCAUGGGCAUUGAUGGAUGCUGUCUGGAGUUGCAAUGUUACACUUUUUUUUCUCUAAUUUUAUCUGUGUGUGUGUGUGUGUGUGUGAAUGGAGAGAAAAAACUGAAUGAAAUUAAGAAUAUAUUUUUUUUAAGUAUCAGUUGGGAUUUAUCCCAGUGAGGGCCAUACCAUGUGUAAGAAAACAUGUAUGUUUUUAACAUUCAUGGGUGUUUGUUCACUACAGACUCUGGUUGGACACCAGUCUCCAGAUACCUCAGUCACUGUACGUCAUGCAAGGAGAGCUCAGAUGGUUGCCUUUGUCUACAAAUGCAAUGCCAUAGUUGUACCAUAACAUGAGAAAAAACACCAUACGUUGAAUGUCCGUUAUGCUGCUGUGACUAUUCCAGGAUACUCAAGGAUAUGUAGAUGUACAUGUAUCUUUGUUAAUAUAACGCUAACAUGUGAUAACUAUCCAUGGUGAUACGUGAGGCUAUAAUCUUGUUUUGUUUUUUUCUUUGUUUGUUUUAUUUGUUUUCUAUCCGAGUAAGCCCUCACCUGCUUACUCCUCCAGACUGACCUCAGAUAUUCUGACAAGUACCUCAGGCUUUUUUCUACAUGUAUAUCAAGUUGUGUUUUUAUUGUGUUUUAGUAGUCGAGAUAUUUUAUUGCCAGUUUUGGCCUCUUUGUCUGUGGAGAUACUUUUAAAAUAGAACCUGACCAGUCGGGCGCAGUGUUAAUGCUGUACAAACCUAAAAGAAGAGAGGCAGAUAUUUGUAUAUAGAGCUGCACACACAGUUGCAGGAACACUGAGCAGUUUUAAUAUGAAAAGAAAAAAGAUCAUCAGGGCAUUACAGUUCUCAGAAAUGGAAAGGGAUUUUUUUUAUGUUUUACUUCUACACAUCGGGACAAGAAAAAAAAAAAGCCCUGUGGUUCCUAAAUCUAUUUUCAGGAAUGGUUGCAUAAUGAAUUUCUAUGAAUAAUAGUGUCACUUCCUCUGGAGCGUAGCACUUGCGUCUGAAUGCAUCCUAAUGACAGCAGCAACAGAGCAAGCUACAAAAACGAAUCUCUAAUGGUUCUAGGUGCAUGACUUCUGCCACUGACCACUGGGGGGUCAGUUUGAACAGUAUUACCUCAAUAUUAACCUGCUGAUGUGAUGGUCAGACUCGUUCACUGUUUAGCCACUGUGGACAACACAUGGGCUAAACUGUUGUGCUUUGAUUGGUGCUGUGGAAAGCUGGUAUUGAUUUUAUUUUGUUUUUGGAUAGUCGGCUGUAACGCUUGCUCCUGUGCAGUUUUAGUAAAGGAUAUAUAGAAUAAAGACAUCCCAGAAAAUUACAGAAAAAUGUUUUAUGUUUUGAAACUAAUCGCAAACCACAUGACGGACUGAUUGUUUUUAUAUGCAUCCCCAUUAAGAUGAUGUGGUGUGGUCCAAGGGUCCAGCAAUAUUUAUUAUACAGCAAUAUUAUUCUAAUACCACAGUUGUCAUUACAUACAUGUGUGACGUGGGCUGUUUUUAUCCUGCAGAUCAGUGGAAAAUGUCAUACCUGGUUCAGGUUCCAAUUCCUGAUGUAGGGCACAUCUGUAGGUGUCCUCACUUUUUCUUUCUUUUUUUUCUGCAAACUGAACAUGACCCAGGUGCUCGUAUGUAAUGUGCCAGAAAAAAGCGUGUUCAUAUUGGAAAAAAAUCUGCUGUGAUUGAUGGCAAAGUCCACAUGUUGUCUUACGCUCAGCUCCUCUGAACAGAAAACAAAAUACUUACCUCAUGCAGUACCUUAUAACACUAGCAGUAACACUAACAGUCAGUCUCGUCUUCAAAAAGAAAAAAAAAGAGAAGCGUAUCAGUUAUUGUGUAAAUAUUUACUUGACAAAUGUAAAGGGUACCUUCCUUUUCAUGUGUGUAUUCUGUGAACACAAAGCCUUUUUUAUUUACUACAUAUUAAUUUCUCUGAGUGUGAAUGAAUGGUGGACUGGAUUUUGUGACUUUCCCUGUUUAUGUGAAAUGUGUGUGAGUGGAUGAUAUGAUGGUUAGUUUUACUAAAACAGUAUGAAAGGAAGUUGUGAGUGGAAAUGCCUAGAAAUAUAAACUAGAUGAGAAUACAUCCCAUCUUUUGUAUAAUAAAAUACAUACUGAAUAAUCUUGAAAA
Cynoglossus semilaevis (tongue sole) is the source of this 4509-nucleotide messenger RNA. Its product is annotated as activin receptor type-2B. Gene Ontology annotation, cellular component: activin receptor complex; plasma membrane. Gene Ontology annotation, molecular function: activin receptor activity; activin binding; ATP binding. The transcript is spliced from 11 exons. Gene Ontology annotation, biological process: cellular response to growth factor stimulus; protein phosphorylation; activin receptor signaling pathway. The record is from RefSeq and is a predicted model, not a curated record. Lineage: Eukaryota; Metazoa; Chordata; Actinopteri; Pleuronectiformes; Cynoglossidae. Bases 1 to 1545 code for a protein of 514 amino acids.